Molecule: messenger RNA, 1567 nt
Organism: Fusarium vanettenii 77-13-4
Lineage: Eukaryota; Fungi; Ascomycota; Sordariomycetes; Hypocreales; Nectriaceae
Exons: 3
Coding region: 53-1567 (504 amino acids)
Biological process (GO): intracellular signal transduction
Source: RefSeq, a predicted model, not a curated record
CACCGACCCGAACCACCCGCUUCCAAUCAAGUCUCCCGCUACGGAAAACAAGAUGCAUCAGACAUCCUCGCGCUUGUUGCGCAUGACGGACGAUGACCGGCCGUUCACAAAGGACUUCAAGGAUCUCUUUGCCACCCUGGUCGUCAGUCUGCUACCGCUCUCGGCUCACCGCGUCCGAUUGACAAAGGUCGAGUACACCUUUCUGUCCGAGGAUGCUAUCAACAACCUUGGAUCUCUCAAGUUCUCCCAGUCCAACCGCAUGCCCGACCCCAAGGACCCCUCCCGCAUUGUCACCACCACUACUACCACGACCUUUUCCAUGGCCAAGGAUAUGGCCCGUUCUAUCUGCCAACGUUUCCUCGAGGCCCGUUUUAUCGAAUCGGCCGACGGCAAGUACCAGCAGGUGUACACAAUGAAGGGAUCCGUCUGGCAAUUGACACCAAAGGGCAUCACUGUCCUGGACCGAUUCUGUGCCCGAAAUGGCAUCCAGCAGAAGCAGGUGUCAGAACUUGCUAACCUCGGCUCGACUCAGCUGGUCCUUCUGGAGCGAGAUUCUCAGACUGACAAGCUUCUCCACGAUCAGGGCACUGUUGAGGUCAUCUUCCGUCGCUUCGCGGGUUCUGAGGGCCGCAACGUCAAGCCUACUGUCAACGCCGCCGACUCAGACUCGUUGCAUGAUUACCGGGACGGUCUUACUGGUGUCAAAAUGGCAGCCGAGCGCAAGGUCAACGGAAAGUCAUAUCGUGACACAUUCACGGGCAAGGCCACAACCGAUUGGCUGAUGGACUGCUCCACCAUUGUCGACAAGCGGGAGACGGUCGAGGUUGCUACCCUCUUCGUCGAGUACGAUCUGAUGGAGCCCGUGGCCCAGGACCGCGCCUACAUGUCCCAGAACCCCGGAUGCAAUGUCUUCCAGCCCACCAAGUACGCCAUCUACCAGCUGUCGCAAAGAGGCAAGGACCUGGUCAGCGGUGCGGCCACGCGAGGACGGGCAUCAGAGAGUGAAGGCGGUAACGCAUCGCAGCGAAACGGAAUCACUCGGGACUCCAACACGCAGCGAUUGGACAAGAUCCUGAACGACCCUGCGCUCCGGCUUCUCUUCCGUGAGCAGCUCCGCGACACGCACUGCGAAGAGAACCUGUCGUUCUACCAAGACGUCGACGAGUUUGUACGUAGCUGCAAGGCUGCGACACGGGCAGCUCAGAAGUCGCCCAACACCACAGCCAUGGACAGCAUCAAGGAGAUUAUGGCAUCGGCAUAUGGUAUCUACAAUGCCUUCCUAGCUCCCGGAUCACCAUGCGAGCUCAACAUCGAUCACCAACUGCGAAACAACCUGGCAACGCGGAUGACCAAGGCUGUCGGACAGGACGUGGCCAUGAUCGACACUCUCCAAGAGGUGACGUCUCUGUUCGAAGACGCCCAAAAUGCCGUGUUCAAGCUGAUGGCCAGUGACUCUGUACCAAAAUUCCUUCGCAGCCCCAAGUACGAGCAACAGCUGCGAAACUACGAGUUUGACCUUCUCGGCCGGGGGCCCGAACGGAGCCAGAGCAGAUCAAACCGGAAGUAG